Ictalurus punctatus (channel catfish) is the source of this 1854-nucleotide messenger RNA. It is a transcript of the gene traf3ip2a, whose product is annotated as TRAF3 interacting protein 2a. Lineage: Eukaryota; Metazoa; Chordata; Actinopteri; Siluriformes; Ictaluridae. Gene Ontology annotation, biological process: humoral immune response; positive regulation of canonical NF-kappaB signal transduction. The coding region runs from base 194 to 1321 and encodes 375 amino acids. The record is from RefSeq and is a predicted model, not a curated record. The transcript is spliced from 10 exons.
GCACACACACACACACACACACACAAACCGGUUUGGCAGUACAGUGGAAGGUAAUUUCCUGAUUUACAUUCUUAACGCUCAUUUCCUGUAAGAGGCGCGAGCAGGAAGCAGCUCCUCCGCGCGCGCCGUACAGGUGACACCGACACACCUGAGACAGCAGUGCGGAGAACUGGAAGAGAGUAACCCCUGUGCGAUGGCGUCGUGUUCAGAAGCACCCUGUCCUCAUCUCAGCCUUCCGGUCGAGAUGGACGAGUUGAUGACAUCAUCGUCUCUGAACUUGGCCUGGCCGGCGUGUCAGAAGUGUUCGGCGCGUGGUGAUGACAGCGUGGUUAAUGACGAGCGACGGGUCGAAUGCCCAAAUGCCUGUUUGAGAGGUCGUGCUUUGGGGUUAAAGGGCAACGGGCCUGCACUUCCUGUAGCCACGCCCACCGAGCUGGGUGCAUCACGCAUGCACUAUCUCCAGCGUGCACUGGGAGGUGCGGUCCGGCUCCCCCGGCUCCCCCUACAGAACGUCUCGGAGAUGUUCCCUGAAGCAGGUUACGGAGUGGAACACCAGCGGAACGUUCCGAGCGAGGAUGAGGAGAGUCUGGAGCAGCCUCUUCCUCUCCGCUCCGACGUGGGAGAGAGUGAGCACUGGAUCGUUGGACCUGGACUGACACGUUCACCUGUCUGUGCUGUAGAUCCUCAAUGCCCCAGAUGUCCACCUCCACCCGUAAACGUCCCAAUGCCACACAUGCGUGAACCCCAGAUGCACAUGCAAGCCAGGCCGAUGCACCUCAGACCUGCGGUUCCCAUGGCAACGCCCCAGGCCACCACCGGUGCAAGAGACACACCUGAAGUGAUGACGGAGAUGUGCGUUCUUCCCUCUCAGCCAAUCAGGACGGGCCGUGCGCAGGCACAGGAAGUGAGGCGCACCAUCAGUCUCCCCGACGACUGCCGAACCGUUUUCGUCACGUAUUCGGUGGACGUGGCGGAGGAGAUCUUUCCGUUUGUGACGUUUUUGAUAAAUCAAGGCUUCAGACCUGCUAUCGAUAUUUUCGAUAACGCCGUGCGGCAGAUGGACAUGAACAAGUGGAUGGACAGCUACUUAAAAGACAAAUCGGUUCUGAUCAUCAUGGUCAUCAGUCCGAAAUACAAGAUUGACAUCGAGGGCGACGGAUCGGACCAACACGGCCUGCACACCAAAUACAUACACAGUCAGCUGCAGAACGAGUUUAUCCAGCAGCGCUGUCUGAAUUUCAGACUCGUCCCUGUUCUCUUCCCCAACGCUAACCAGAUCCAGGAUGUACUUCAUCUCACUCUCCCAGUGUUCCCAGGAUAGACACCGGAUCCACCAGCACACUGAUCAGGAUAAGAUGAAGAGGAAGAUGACUGAGCGAAUGAUUUCAUGAGUCGGCCAUUUUGUCCUGGGGGUGUGCAAACUUUUGCCGAGGACUGUAUUGAAGUAAGAAGUGUUGUUAAUGAAGAAAACAUGAUCACGCUGUACUAUAGGGUGUAACGUAUACGCUGAAGUAUAUAACACACACAUUGUUCAGUGUGAUUGAUAUGCGUGUGUGAGAGAGAGAGACGGGGUGUUGGUCAGUGCGGUGUAUAAAUCAUGUUGACUGGAGGAGGAACUGGUUCCUUUCCGUCUGAUGUGUGUGAAUGAUUAACUACAGUAAAUGGUGCCGCUGAUAAGCACGCAAACACACACACACACACACACACACACACACAGAAACAGGCCUCACGGACAGGAUACACAACACACUUCCGCUUAAUAAUUCAAUAUUGUGUGUGUGUGUGUGUGUGUUCCCUAGUCUUUUAUUUUAGGAUUAUAAUCCUUCUGUUCUAACAUCAGACACUUGUGACGUU